UCACAGCAUCAUGCAGCAGGUCACACAAGGCACCUCCUAGUAUUGCAUCUUACAGAUGUGCCGUAAACACCAAAAGAGGAUGAUUUGAACAGGACAUGUAUGAAAAUAUUGGCCUCCUGCGCUUCCUAUGCUCUCAUCAAGCAAACUCUGAAGACUCACAACUGGGACAAGUGAGGCAGCAUUAGACAGUGUGAAAACUGGGUUGCUUUCAGCUUUGUUCCACAGCUGGUCUUAUUCACCAUUACUGAAGGCAACACAGACAAAUGUUUGUCAGCAUCUUGAGAUCCUGAAUGGUAAAUCUCAGGGACUUGUGAAGUGGCUGCCCUCAAAUUUGUUUCUGCUGCUUGUUUGAGCUUCCACUCCUCCUUACUGCUGACUGUUUUUGAAAUAAAUAUGGUUUAGACUUUCCCAUGUUAGCCAUGGAUGUAGCAGUUGCUCCCAUGAGAACACAAGAACUGGAUUCGAUGCCGUCUGAUGCAUCUCCUAUGCUUAUAAACAUGACUCCUACAAUGGAACAAGAUGGGGAAGAGGAUGCCAUAAAGGAUCUUGAUUCUGGCCAGCAGUAUGAAAAGCCUCCUCCUCUACACACUGGGGCUGAUUGGAAGAUUGUUCUCCACUUGCCAGAAAUUGAGACCUGGCUUCGGAUGACAUCUGAAAGAGUCAGGGAUCUGACCUACUCUGUCCAGCAGGACUCAGAUAGCAAGCAUGUGGAUGUGCAUCUAGUACAGCUGAAGGAUAUUUGUGAAGAUAUAUCUGAUCAUGUUGAACAAAUUCACGCUCUACUAGAGACUGAGUUUUCCCUGAAGCUUCUGUCUUACUCUGUCAAUGUGAUAGUCGAUAUCCAUACAGUACAACUACUCUGGCACCAGCUACGAGUUUCUGUUCUGGUUCUGAGAGAGCGUAUUCUCCAGGGACUACAAGACGCCAAUGGAAACUACACCAGGCAGACUGAUAUUCUGCAAGCAUUUUCUGAAGAGACUAAGGAGGAUCGUCUUGACUCUUUAACUGAAGUUGAUGAUUCUGGGCAGUUAACCAUCAAAUGUUCUCAAAAUUACUUGUCCCUGGAUUGUGGUAUUACUGCAUUUGAACUAUCUGACUACAGUCCUAGUGAGGAUUUGCUUGGUGCUCUGGAUGAUAUGACCUCCAGCCAAGGGAAAGCAAAAUCAUUUGAAUCCUGGAACUAUAGUGAGAUGGAUAAGGAAUUUCCAGGACUUAUCAGAAGUGUGGGUUUACUUGCAGUAGCUACUGAUUCCAUUGCUUCCCAGUGUAAUGAAGCAUUAAAGGAGAAAGAAACAAAUGUACCUCUUUCAGCCGAAGAUGGAGAAGAAAGCAAAGACAAGAAAGCACCACAUGAUCUCUCACUAGCAUCUCCUUCUGCAAAUUCCUCUCUUUCUAAAGGACCUUGCUCUGAAAAUGUUAUUUUACCUACUGAGAGCAAACCAGUUUCCACAUCAAAGAAUCCAGAAUGCAGUCUUCCACAGCACACUGGUGAAAAAAUCAAACACUCUCACUGUGAAACCUCAACUCCCAAGAGGUCCAUAAGAGACUGCUUUAACUAUAAUGAAGACUCUCCUACGCAGCCUACACUGCCAAAAAGAGGUCUAUUUCUGAAAGAUGAUGUGUUUAAAGAUUGUAUGGAAGCUAAUGAUUUAAAAAGGCAAAUCUCUCAAAUAGUCAAAAAUGAAAUGAGUAGGAGUACACCCUCAUUGUUAGAUCCACCAGACAGGUCCAAGCUUUGCCUAGCUUUACAGUCACCCUAUACUAACAGUCCAUUUGCAGUUAGUCAGUCAUAUGAUUGCUUAAAUACAAUAAGUGAUAAAAAUCUUGAUUACACAAUAAAUAAUCACUUUAAAGACAGUCCCAUAAUUCUAGGAAAGUCUACUUUCUACGCCUCUAAAGAAAAAUCAAAGCACAAGAAGUGUCAUGAUGCUCCAGAGAAAGUGAAAGCUGGCAGAACAUCUGGAAAUAUUUGUAAAACAGCUCCAUCAACAGAAGACAAAAAAGGAGGAUAUUCUCUACAGAAUGGAAUCACUCCUCAUAACUCUCAGGCUCUGGAGGAGACGGAAACUGAUUCUUCUGCAUCAUCAGAUUCUUGUAACCAGAAAGAUCCAAAUGGGCAAUCACAAGGUAAAACUGAGUCCUUUAGUUCACCAACACAUAGCCAAAAGACUGCUUCUUCAGCUGGUUCUGAGCUUUCCAACUCAUCCCCUCUUCUACUGACGAGAAAGAAAAAUAAAAGCUUAUCCUCUACAACACACUAUACUCAAAAAACCAGGAAAGACAGUGAGGUGUGGUAUGGAUCUGAUGAAUAUUUAGCACUUCCUUCACAUCUCAAACAGACUGAAGUACUAGCUUUAAAACUAGAAAAUUUGACCAAGUUGCUGCCUCAAAAGCCCAGAAGAGAAACCAUUCAAAACAUUGAUGACUGGGAGCUCUCAGAAAUGAACUCAGAUUCAGAAAUGUAUCCAACAUACCAGACAAAAAAGCACAAAAAAAGGGGUAGAAUUUCACCAAGCUCUUCAAGUGAUAUAGUAUCCUCCUUAGGUGACAGUAUUGAAUCUGGGCCUCUCAGUGAUAUUCUCUCUGAUGAAGAUCUUUGUAUGCCUGUAUCUUGCAUUAAAAAAUACAUUGAAGAAAAGUCAGAAAGGACUGCUGUCACUCAGCCCACUGGGAAUGAGACUUCUGCUUCAAAUAAAUCAGCUUUAAUUCAUCAACUGAUGCAAGAUAUACAACAUCAAGAGAAUUAUGAAACCAUAUGGGAAAAAAUUGAGGGGUUUGUAAGCAAACUGGAUGAAUUCAUUCACUGGUUAAAUGAAGCCAUGGAAACAACAGAGAAUUGGACUCCUCCUAAAGCAGAGACAGACAGCCUUAAACUGUACCUGGAGACACACUUGAGUUUUAAGUUGAAUGUAGAUAGCCACUCUGCUUUAAAGGAAGCAGUGGUAGAAGAAGGACGCCAACUUCUUGAGCUUAUUGUAUCUCACAAAUCAGAAGGACUGAAGGACAUGCUGCAGAUGAUUGCAAGUCAGUGGAAAGAACUACAGAAGCAAAUCAAACGGCAACACAGCUGGAUUCUUAGGGCUCUGGAUAUCAUCAAAGCAGAAAUACUGGCUACUGAUGUGUCUGCAGAGAAUGAGGAAGGGACUGGGAGCCCUAAGGCUGAGGUUCAGCUAUGCUAUCUGGAAGCACAAAGAGAUGCUGUUGAACAGAUGUCCUUAAAACUGUACAGUGAGCAGUACAACAGUAGUAGCAAGCGAAAGGAAGAGUUUGCUGAUAUGUCAAAAGUUCACACAGUGGGAAGUAAUGGCCUUUUGGACUUUGAUUCAGAAUACCAGGAGCUCUGGGAUUGGCUGAUUGACAUGGAAUCCAUUGUGAUGGACAGCCAUGACCUGAUGAUGUCAGAGGAGCAGCAGCAGCAUCUUUACAAGAGAUACAAUGUAGAAAUGUCAAUCAGGCACCCGAAAAAGAUGGAACUGCUUAGUAAGGUUGAAGCUCUGAAGAAAAGUGGUGUUUUACUACCAAACGAUCUCCUUGAAAAAGUGGAUUCAAUUAAUGAAAAAUGGGAACUGCUUGGGAAAACCCUAGGAGAGAAGAUCCAAGACAUAAUGGUAGGGCACAGUGGGUUGGGUCCACGUGACCUGCUCUCGCCUGAAAGUGGCAGCCUGGUAAGGCAGCUGGAGGUCAGGAUCAAAGAGCUGAAAGGGUGGCUGAGAGAUACAGAGCUUUUCAUCUUCAAUUCCUGUCUGAGACAAGAAAAUGAAGGAACAAUGAAUGCUGAGAAACAACUGCAGUAUUUUAAGUCUUUAUGCUGUGAGAUCAAACAGAGACGUCGUGGGGUAGCCUCUGUGCUGCGAUUAUGCCAGCACCUCCUGGAUGAUCAGGAGACCUGCAACCUAAAUGCAGAUCACCAGUCCAUGCAGUUGAUAAUUGUAAACCUCGAGAGAAGGUGGGAAGCUAUUGUCAUGCAAGCUGUCCAGUGGCAAACAAGGCUACAGAAGCGAUUAGAAAAAGACUCGGAGCCUCUGAAUGUUAUUGAUCCCAGUUUGAUGGAUCUAAAUGGUCCAAGUGAAGAUGCACUAGAAUGGGAUGAAACCGACAUAAGCAAUAAGCUGAUCAGUAUUCAUGAAGACUUAAGCGAUCCUGAUCAGGAGCUCAAGAAGGAUGACCUAAACCAGAAACCUGCUUCAGGAGAAUGUGGUGAUAAUGAUGUGAAUGAAGACGAAAGUAUCAGUAGUCGUGGAAGUCCUCUUUAUUGUUCCAACAUUGCUUCCCCUCCAAAUCCUCAUGUCUAUCAGGUCUAUAGUCUUCAUAAUAUUGAAUUAUCAGAAAAAAACCACAUGCCUUUUUUGAAAAAAACAUCCAGACUCUCCAAUGUAACACAGUCUAACAUUUUAAACAAAAGUCUUAGUAAAGACUCAUCAUUUUCAUCUACCAAAUCCCUGCCAGAUCUAAUAGGGGGGACCACACUGACAAAACCUUAUAACUAUAUAUAUCAGAGUGGAAACAUAAGCAGGCAUUCUGAGAGUGAGAGUGGGAUAGUGAGUGAAUGUGAUACAGAAACUACAAAUAAUUCAGAAAUUUUUUUGCUAAAUGAUAUUGAAAGCACUCAGAGUAAUCCUGAAAUUGGGCAUGUGGAAAGUCAAGUGGAUGAUGUAAUACAUCAAAAAAUAAAGCAAGAUGAAGAAGACCAUGCUAGUCUCUCAGACGAUUUCCAGUUGGCACCUUCUGCAUGUUGUGGAAGUGAAAAUGGUGAGGAUUUGGACAGCAUUACCAUGUCUAACCCUGUUUCUUUAGAAGAAUUGCAAGGAAAACAUGACGUGUUUACAUUUUAUGAUUACUCAUAUCUUCAAGGCUCCAAAUUCAAAUUACCUGUGAUAAUGAAACAAUCACAAAUUGAAAAAACACAUACAGAGGGUAGUUUGUUUAAUGACAUUUGUUUUGAUAAAAUGCCUGGUAACUCUGAACAUAAGUCUGUAGAGUCACAACCAGAUGAGUUUAUUCAUGACCAUACUCUGGCAAGUAUUUGUGGAGAAUCAGAUCCCAAUUGCUGUAAAUCUGCAGAAACUGUAAGAAAAUUAACUGUUACAGAGAAUACAAGACUGGUUUCAGCUUUAUCUCGUAGUUCUUCAUUAGAAUCUCUGUCUGUAGUAGGGGAUUUAUUCAGCUCAGGUAUUUUUAAAAGUGGAGAUGGUCUUCAGCGAAGUACCUCUUUGGAGAGCUGGCUGACUUCCUACAAAAGCAACGAAGAUCUUUUUAGUCAUCAUGGCUCAGGAGACAUAAGUGCAAGCAGUGAUUCUGUUGGAGAGCUCAGUAAAAGGACAUUAGAUCUUUUGAAUCGCUUAGAGAAUAUCCAGAGUCCUUCAGAUCAAAAGAUAAAGCGCAGCAUCUCUGAUAUAACACUCCAAAGUAGCUCUCAAAAAAUGUCUUUUACUGGACAGCUGUCUCUAGAUGUUGCAUCUUCGAUCAAUGAAGAUUCAGCAGCUUCUCUCACUGAACUCAGCAGCAGCGAGGAUCUUUCUCUCUGCUCUGAAGACAUUGUACUGCACAGAAAUAAAAUACCAGAUUCGAAUGCAUCAUUUAGAAAACAUCUUAAUAGGUCUGUAGCUGAUGAGAGCGAUGUCAAUGUCAGCAUGAUUGUUAACGUCUCCUGCACUUCUGCUUGUACUGAUGAUGAAGAUGACAGUGAUUUGCUUUCAAGUUCCACUCUUACCUUAACUGAGGAAGAGCUAGGUAUCAAAGAUGAAGAUGACGACUCCAGUAUAGCAACUGAUGAGGAUAUUUAUGAAGAAUGCAAUUUAAUUUCAGGACUUGAUUAUAUAAAAAAUGAACUCCAAACCUGGAUUAGGCCAAAAUUUUCUUUGACAAGGGAGAAAAGAAAAAGUAACCUCUGUGAUGAAAUUCAACAUAGUAAAGAAGUUAGUAACGAGACAUCUAAAGCCACAGAUAUAUUAAGCAUUGAAACACUAUUGAAUGGUUCAGUACAGAAAAUGUCAGAAAAUAAUGGCAAUAGUAAGAAUAUACCAUGUGAUCAUGAAAAAGGGACAAAGAGUCACCCAAUGAAAGACAUCUCCCAGGUUGUGAAGGAUCAGCUUGUGGAUGAUAUGGAGAAUGGCAAUGUUGAAAAUACUCUUGGCAGUCAAAAGGAAGGUGUUGUUAAAAUAGCAGCAACACCCAAAACUCAUGCAUCACUUGAUGUUAGAGAAGCUGAAAAUGAAGGUUGUGUCUGUGAAGCAUUUACAGACAGUUCAGAUGAUUCACGUAUGGACAGUAAAGAGACUAUUCAGUCCUCAGCUGGAUUCAGAAACCCUUCAAAAGAAUGUCAAAGUCAUCUUCAGCCUGAUCAUAACUCUAUUGCUUCCUCGCCUGCCAAAAAGCCUUGUCUUGAAUCUUCCUCAGAAAUUAGUUCUGUAGGCAUGCAAGGUACGGCUUUACAGGCAUCCUUACCUAAUGGUCAACAACACAGAAUAAGCAUUACUGAAAAAUUUGCUGAUUGCUGUGCUACCCUGAAAUCCAGUAAAGCAGAAUGCAUUUCCUCAACCAAUGGUCUUGAUUUGUGCUGUAACUGUGAAUCUGCUGAUUUUGAUAAAAAAACCAUGGAGGAUGGCUCAGUACACAAUUUUGUGAAGGAGAUAAUAGACAUGGCAUCAACAGCUUUAAAAAGUAAGUCACAGCCUGAAUGUGAGUCAUCUGCUCCAGCUUCAUUAGCACAGAUCAAGGAAAAAGUGUUAGAACACUCUCAUAGACCCAUCCAGCUAAGAAAAGGGGACUUCUAUUCUUACCUUUCACUUUCUUCUCAUGAUAGUGACUGUGGAGAGGUAUUCAAAUACAUAGAGGAAAAGAGCAGCACUCCUGUGCCACUGGACUUCACAGAUGAGAGAGAAAAUAUUGAAUGCUUUUUUGAAGCCUGUCCUGAGGAAGAAUGGGUUGAGCAGCAGCAGUCCAUUUCUAAUGGUUCUCCUGAAGCACAAGUUGAGCAGCAGCAACCUAUUUCUAACCCUAUUUCUGAAACAUCUGCAGAGCCACUAGGUGAAGUGACUCCAGAGUCAUUAGAAGUUAAAAGUUCACCUGAAGGUAGGGAUUUAUCUUUUUUAUGUGGGAAUGACAAUAAUAUCAAUGUCCCAAAUCCUAACAAACAUAAUGCAUCAAACAAUUUGAAAAAUGCUGAUGAUGAUUUGCUGAUUUCAGAUGGACAGACUGAAAGUUUUGAAAAGAAUUCUCCAGAGCUUAGCACUAAAAAGAGUAGUACAGGGAAAUCACCUGGAACUGAAGAGCACAAAGGAUGUGUUGCUGCUUCUGAAGAGGCUUCAGCUAUAGAGUUUCAGAUAAAGCCUGGCCAUUCACAGAAAAAGGACGUUUUGCAUCAGAACAGAAAAACUCUUACUUGUGAAGAAAAUCUCCUGAAACUUCAUAAGGAAAGACAUAUAAAUAUGCACAGAUAGAAUGUAACCAUCUCAAGGCACGUACAUUAUUCUAGAAACAGAACUUGGGAAUUCUUCAAAAGUAAUAUAUCAGGCUCUUCUUCCCUCCUCAACUGAGCUGUGGAACCAGAAACAAGCUCCACUCAUUGAUGCUCUUCUACACAGUAAGCCGGCCUUGGGAGGGGUUCAAAAGCACUUGAUGAAGCUGAACCUGCAGUCCUACAAGAAUUUUGGGUGCCUAGCGAGUUGGAGUUCUACAAUAUUUGCAGACAAAACAAGAAGAAUGGCUAAGCAUACUGGAGAAUAAGAGAGAUAAUAAGUCAUCUCUGGAUGUCAGUUUACCAUGAUUCAAAUUCAGUAGGCCAUUAUUAAGAACCCAAUUAUUACAACACAAUGUUAGAACAAAAGCUGAGGUUGUGAUAACAAGAAAUCUUUGCAGCAUCAUUAAAGAGUAUAGUGUGGGGGUAGUGUAGAAUAAAGACCUGAAUACCAAAGCAGAUGGAAACUCAUAGCCACACAGCUUACUGCAAGCUUUGGUUCUAUUUUGUGGUAAGCAUUUUAAAACAUAAAUAAGAUGGUGGAACCCAAGAUGAAAAGGUGGACCUAGUCUCUUCCAAAAUUUGAAAGUGGUUCAGAUCUGGAGUUUCUGACCUCACAUAAAUGCUCAACUAUUACUACACAUUUAACAACAGAAGAAGAUCUACAAAGCAACUUUUGAAUCAGUUCCUAGCAUGUAGCACUGCUGCUGUGAAUCUCACUAGUGGUUCCGUGGCAAAAGCCAGCAUAGCUACAUGGAAUGCCAUUAGUCUUUGGAAACACUCUUCUAGUAGACCACAGCCAGUAUGGCAACUCCAAAUGCCAAUCCAAUUCCAAAUGCCGCUGCUUGCCAGAAGCUGUAGAAAGGCUAAGCAUGGGACCAGGUUUCCCUGGGAAAUUCUGGAAUCUCCAUCCAUGGAGAUUUUCAAAAUUCGAGUGGACAUGUCCCUGAAUAAUCUUGUCUACCUUUGAAAAUAGCCCUUCCUUCAGCAGGAGGUUGGGCCAGCUGACGUUCAAGUUUCCUUCCAACCUAAGUUAUGCUAUGAUUCCUCAAUGUCGCUAGGAGAAAAGGCUGUUAUUCAUCACUGCCCACUGAAACCACUAGUGCUCUCCUAUUGCAACUGCAUAGCUGUAGCAGAGUAUCUUGUCCUGUUUAUACAGAUUGUUUUUCUGCUCUUAGGUAUCUAACUCCCACAUCUCCUGAUUUUGCUAUGGUAUAUUACUACGCUUUGGGCUUUUCAUUUACAUAUAUUGGUGGUUUACCCAGUAUUUGCACAUUCACAUAUGUAAAAAUAUAUCUAGCAAAGCCUUUAGGUUAUGACAGCAAGAGUCUACAGCUUGCCACUAUCUCAACGCAUAUCUAUUUGACUAAUGCAUUGUCUUGGAACAUCAUAGCAAAGAGGAUAUUUCUGGAAUGGCCUUGAAAUAGUCUACCAUGACCUGCUGAUUGUCAAUUAGGUUAAUACUUGGACACAUCCAAACAACCGGAGAAGCACUGGAAAUCAACUAGGAAUUACAAAACUCAUAAAUGAUACAAUGUAUUCUAGAAUCACAUUAAAUGGAUUAUAUGUAUAUAGAAGCUUCUAUUUGGAAAUUGAGAUGCUGACAAAAGUCUGAGGUUGAUAAGUGAUAAUUAUGUAAACAUAAGCUUUCCUAAAUUACUGGUUUAUUAGUUUUCUUAUUUUUUUCACUUAUUUUUAUAAUAUUGAUUUGAGGAAGACUACUUGCUAGAGUGAGUGUGAUUUUAUUCUUGUUCUCAUUCUUUCACUGAUGAAGAUAAUAACAUCUUUUCAAUUCAUUAGUACUUUUCCUCUGAGGAUCUCAAAAUACUUGUAUAAACCUUUCCUCACUUUUCAGAACUUCAUAGUUACUUGCAUGGUAGCCAGUUUUUUCUUUCAUAAGACUGGGAUAUGACAAUGUGCAGUUGGUGUGAGGACACAGAGGAUAGAGUUAUUAAUAAAUGCCCCACAAUGCAAUAAAAUGUAAUGCAGAAUUUGUAUGCAACAAUUUAAUAUGGUUAGGUUAUAGUUUCCAAUUUUUGCCUGGCAGUUGACAAAUUAAUUUGAAGCUAACAAACCCUUCACGCUACAUCCCACUUUUUAUAUUUAGGAAGAUACACUGGUUUCUUAACUGGUACAUAUAGCAUUGCUUCCAUGGAAAUUCUGUUCUGUAUUAUUCCCAAUAGUGAAGUUUGGAAUACAUAUAGUGUAUCUCAGGCACACAAAUAACGAAAAUAUGAGCUGCUAGGUUUGGUUUCACUAAAGUCUGAGCUCCCUUCCCCCAUUCACAAGCUUGAUGUUUUAACUUCAUCUCUCAUGCUAUGGGGAAUGAAUUACAGAAGCAAUCUAUCCUAAUUUGUUAACUUAUUCAAAUAACAGUUAUUAUACUUAACUAUGCUAAAGAUUAUCUUUUUGGUGGCAGAUUGUUUAUUUUUUGAUGAGGCUAAUUACUGAUUUUCCAAAGGUAAUUUACAUUUAUUACUAAUACAUCUUUUAAAAUGUGACAGAUAAAUGUUGUUCCCAUAAGUGUAUUAUGAAAAAAGUUACUAUUUAAAAACACAUUAUUUAAUUUGAAAGAUAAAUGGCAAACACCAUUAUUUUCCCUGUAGCACCUGUGCUGUAAGCUCAUUUAAAUGUGUAAUUCCAUGUGUAGCUGCAAUACUUAGAGAAAAAUAAUCUAUAGUAUAUGUGUACCUUAAAAGCAUACCGAGAAUUCAAAGUUGAAAAAGGCAUGAUUUCAAAUGUAGGUUGAUUUUGUACUGUUUCAGUAUUUACUUUGGCUGUACAGAAGAAUAAAACGAGUAGUGAAUAAAUAUUUUUGCCAAAUAUUGCAGUGCUGUUAUUUAGUAGUGUGCUACCAAAAAAAAAAAUAAUUAAAAAAGACCAUUGUGGGAAAAUUAUAACAAU
This is a messenger RNA of Lepidothrix coronata (blue-crowned manakin), 10360 nucleotides long. RefSeq names its product A-kinase anchoring protein 6 (gene AKAP6). The coding region runs from base 411 to 7439 and encodes 2342 amino acids. Gene Ontology annotation, cellular component: perinuclear region of cytoplasm; sarcoplasmic reticulum. Gene Ontology annotation, molecular function: transmembrane transporter binding; protein kinase A binding. Lineage: Eukaryota; Metazoa; Chordata; Aves; Passeriformes; Pipridae. The transcript has 18 exons. The record is from RefSeq and is a predicted model, not a curated record.